Molecule: messenger RNA, 1468 nt
Organism: Setaria italica (foxtail millet)
Lineage: Eukaryota; Viridiplantae; Streptophyta; Magnoliopsida; Poales; Poaceae
Exons: 2
Coding region: 146-1306 (386 amino acids)
Source: RefSeq, a predicted model, not a curated record
CCCUCUCUCCUCCCUCCCUCCCUCCCAGUCUCUAUUCCACCUCCACCCCGUCCGACUCCCACCAGUCCCAGACCGCCUCCACCAAAAAUCCCAGAACCCUAGCGGCUGGCGCCCCGGGGCCGCCAGAUCCCCGCCGCUCCCCGCCAUGCGGAUCCGCAAGACCGCCGCCCGCCUGCUCGGCUCCGCCUACUCCGCCUCCGCGGCCCCCGCCCCUGGCGCAGCGGCCCCGGCCGAGCUACUCCUGACGCCGCCGCCGCCGUCGCACCUCGCGGCGUGCUCGGCGCCGCUCGAAUCCUGCGGGUGGGGCGGCUACUCCAGCCACGCAACUGCCUCCGGGGAGUCCUGCGAGCUCAGCCGCUCGCCGUGGGACCUCAUCGCCGAGCUCUCCCUCUCCGACCCCCAGGUGGAGGACGACCUCGUCGACAGGUACUUCGUCCAUGUCACGACUCGCGCGAGCUGGCUCUUCUCGGCCAGCAUGCCUGUCUCCAGCACGAAGAAGGUGGCUGCAGCUGCCAGGUUGAGAGCUAAGCGGCGGCGUGAUGCUGCAAGGAGGUUAUCGAAGAAGGCUGCAGCAAGCAAGGAGAAAGACAUGAAGCAUGCUGAGGCCUCGAACAAGGCAAAGGUGAAGAAAGAGGAGGGGGAGGAAGUACCAGCGCGGGUCUACAAGUGCAAGAAGAACGACGGCAAGCGGUGGCAUUGCCACCGGACAGUAAGCCAGCCCAACACUCUCUGCAACUACCACUUCGUGCAGAAGCGCUCCUAUCUGAACCCGGACUUCGAUUUCGCUUCGGCAAUCGAGCCGGAGGAGCCUGUGCCUGUGCCUGUGCCAGUGCCAGUGCCAGCAGCCGCCUCCAAGCCCUCCAGCAACAAGCCGCGGAAGAAGAAGCCCAGCAGCGACUUCAACGCGACCGAGGGCUUCUACUACUACGCCGGGUUCGGCCCCUUCCGCAGCAAGAGGCACUGCAGAAGCGGCGGCACCAACGAGCCUGUGCCUGCUGUAAAGCAAGAGGAGGAGGAAGUGCCUGAAGAUGCUUCUCCUCCUGCUGCAGAUCAGGCUCAAACUGCUGAAGAUACCAAUCGGGCUGCUCCUCACAAUGAUGUGUCUAGCUGUGAUGACGACAUUGCAGGGAUUGCUGGUGUGGACGAGGAUAGCAGCGACGACGACUACGAUGGGAUUGGUAUCGCUGGCAGCAGCAUGGAUGGAAGUGGUGAUCCACAUGCUAGCAACGGUGACGGCAAGAGGAAGACCCCGUGGAAGCGGUGGAGGAAGCCGGUGAAGGCGCGGUCACUCAAGUCCUUGAUGUGAUGGAGCCUCCGUGGUUGUAGUGGACGGGUUAAUCAGCUAGCUUGGCUUAGCUUAAUUCUUCUUUUAUUCCGUCCGGUUUUGCUGUUGACUUGGUUGGUGGUACAAACUGCUUCGCUUUUUGCAUCCUGAUUUGCCUGCCUGUUCCAUGGUUUGUCAUCGAUA